Rhizophagus irregularis DAOM 181602=DAOM 197198 is the source of this 369-nucleotide messenger RNA. NCBI's taxonomy places the organism in Eukaryota, Fungi, Glomeromycota, Glomeromycetes, Glomerales, Glomeraceae. The record is from RefSeq and is a predicted model, not a curated record.
AUGACGAAAAUGGAAGUAGAGACUCUGAGGGGGAGAAACAGAAAAGCAGCUGCUCGUUAUAGAGCAAAGAACAAAGAAAAGAUGACCAAAAUUACAAUUAACCUUCAUUCUCUUAAAGAGACCCAUAAUUGCUUAAAACAAGAGGCAGAGCCCAGUUCCACUGAAUAUAUGCAUUUUCGAAGAGAGAGAUUAUGCGUCAACGAAAAGUCUAGCGAAGUGGGGAGGGGUAUAAUUAAUAAAUUGAAACAACAUUACGAGAGGAAAUACUAUGCGAGUUUUAGUUCUUCCUGCCAAAAUUUCCUCUCCGGUCUCACUUACAGAGAACAUGUAAGGACGUUCUCGAAGGAACAGAUAGGAGCAAAGGUUUAG